Molecule: messenger RNA, 1299 nt
Organism: Aspergillus sclerotioniger CBS 115572
Lineage: Eukaryota; Fungi; Ascomycota; Eurotiomycetes; Eurotiales; Aspergillaceae
Product: E3 ubiquitin-protein ligase
Exons: 2
Coding region: 1-1299 (432 amino acids)
Biological process (GO): ubiquitin-dependent protein catabolic process; positive regulation of proteasomal ubiquitin-dependent protein catabolic process; protein polyubiquitination
Cellular component (GO): ubiquitin ligase complex; cytoplasm
Molecular function (GO): ubiquitin protein ligase activity; zinc ion binding; ubiquitin conjugating enzyme binding
Source: RefSeq, a predicted model, not a curated record
AUGGCUUACGACCCUGAGUCAGACAUCGAUCAAGAGACAGCAGACCUUAUUCUUCAACUGCAGCUCGAAGAUGCCUGCCUGUAUUUCGAAACCUCCGAGGGCAAGUCCCGAGAACCGACCGACGAAGAGAUAGCGUUUCGGAUGCAGCAAGAAGACCUCCGAAACGCCUCCAACCUCGCUGAAGAUAAGCGCAUGGCAAUGAGUUUUUACUUCGCGGUUCAGGCUGAUGGUCAAGCUAUCGCUGAUAGCGAAAUGGAAGAGAAGAUUGCUGCCAGAGACCGAGAACUGGCCCGCAACUGGAGAAACGACGAUCAACCUGUCACUACGGAGGAACCUCAGCUAGACAUUGACCCCAAUUACCUUGACGAUGAAAUACUUGAGACGCUUCAGGCUCUUCACAUGUCUGGGUCCUGCGGAUACUUUGAGGCGGAUGAUGCAAACUCAGAUAACGCCGAAUCCUCUGCUUGGGCGGCUAAGCGAGCACCCAGUAAAACAACACUAAUGCAUCACUGCGUUGCCUGCAGGGAGGAAACGGAGUUCUACAAUGUUCUCCGAGCUCCUUGUAAUCAUCAGUACUGUCGGUCGUGUCUCGAGGAGCUCUUUGAAGCAGCUAUAAAUGAUGAGUCUCUGUUUCCUCCACGAUGCUGCCGACAGCCUUUCGUUUUCAAUGCUACCCGCAUAUUUCUCAAGCCUGACCUCGUGAAACGCUUUGAAAAGAAGAGAAUAGAGUUCGAGACACCCAAUAGAACAUACUGCUAUUCUCCUGAUUGCUCAGCGUUCAUUCAUCCGUCAAACAUCCAUGACGAUAUCGCCACAUGUCCUAAGUGCUUGUUCACAACGUGCACUUUUUGCAAAGAAAGAGCGCAUAUAGGCGACUGUCCGAACGACACAGCUAUGCAACAGCUUUUGGAGACAGCACAGGAGAAUGGUUGGCAACGCUGCUACUCGUGCUGGCGAGUGGUAGAACUACAGCAUGGCUGCAAUCACAUAACUUGUGGCUGCGGUGCACAGUUUUGUUAUAAUUGCGGUGGACGUUGGAGGACAUGUGAAUGCGCAGAAUGGAACCAACAUCGCCUCCUCACGCGUGCCUACGAGAUUAUUGAUCGAGAUGCAAAUGAUCCUGCUGUCCAUACCCUAGCAGAUGCUGCGCAAGCUAGGCCGGUGCCUGAACCUGCGGCUGCCGUCGAGCCUGUCAGGGUGUUUGUUGAAGAAGAAGAAGAAGAAGAAGAAGAAGAAGAAGAAGAAGACAUUAAUGGUAAAAAAAACAUGCGUAGCAUAACAGGCGCUGGUAUUAUUUAG